ACCUAAAUUUGUUACCAUCUCCAUGUUUCCAUCCCUCCUCAAAUCUUCUCAAAACUAUUAAAAGAAAGUAAUUCUCAAACUCUUCAUCUCAAGAAAUCUUCUCAAGAUGAAGUUAUUAGGAUGGAUGCAUCGCAAGUUUAGGCAAAACAAUGGCCAAUUACCACUCAAAGAGUACUUUGUCAAUGGGCAACAAGCAAGUGAUGAACAACAAUAUUUCCCAAGAACAAGCACCAAUAACCCUUUCAAACAAGCCCAAAGAGACCUAGAUAUUGCAAGAUCAGAUCAUGAAGACUAUGAAGAUGAAUCCCUAAUCUCCAUAUCUGAAAUCUUCCCUGGCUUUCUUGCCAUUGGAACCCUAGGCUCUUCUGAACCCGCAACCCCAAAAUUCUCCAUCUCCAUUGAUCACAUUACUGAAAGUGAUCAAACUGAAGUCACAAAGAAUGAGCUCAAACUGAUCAACGAUGAGCUCGAGAAGGUGCUAGAGGCCGAGGCAAAAGACGAAGGGGGGUCGAGGCAGGACAGCCAUGCGAACAAAGUCGAGAGCAAUAUAUAUAAUAAUUAUGUUGAGAGUGGUGAUCAUGACGCUGUGGUUUGCCCACUUCAAGAGUACUUGUUUGGGUCGGCGGUUGAGAUGUCAACAACGAUGGCGAAGAAGGAGAACCGGACAUCACUUGGGGAACUGUUUCAGAGAAGUAAGGUGGUAGAGGAAGGUGGAGGGGGAAGAUGUGAUGAGAAGGAUGAGCAAAAGAAAGUAGAGAAGGAAGGUGAUAAUAGGUAUGGGAUGCAAUUGUUGAAAAAGAAGUUGAAGAAAAAGAUGUUUUGUGCUGCUUCUAAAAGCACUUUAAGUUCAAAUGCUUCUGGUGAAGUCUUGGAUGUUUCAUCUGCAACAAAACUUCACAAGAUUCUUCAUUUGUUCAACAGGAAAGUUUAUCCAGCUGAAAGCAUCACAAUGGGCAAAGAUCAAAAAGUAGGGGAUCCUCAUAAGGUACAAAAGAGUUAUGACAAAAAGAAAAAAACAACAAUCACCACCACUGUUGAUGGAAGAUCAUCGAACAAUAAUGAAGAAACAACCUCCACAGAUGAAGACAUCAUGAUCUUUCCAAAACAGCUCAUCUUAAAGCAAACCCUACAAAGCAUCCAAACCCGCUCUGGUCCUCCACGAUUCUCCGACAUUAGCGAUGAUGAUGACGAUGUCGAUUUCAAUUAUUGGAACAAGGAGCAAUGGAUCAAAUCGGACUCUGACUACUUGGUGUUGGAGCUUUGAAGCACAAGAAACAAGAAUCGCUACACCCUCAACCCUAGGUCAUAAAUAAACAACCUAGUAAUUGAUAAUUGCUAAAAUAUAUAUAUAUAUGUAUGUAUAGUGUAGUCUAUGUGUGUCAAAUAUAUUUCUAUUACUAAAAUGGUGUGCAAAUUAAAUUAAAGUUAGUGUGUCUCUUAUGAUUUUGUGAUCGUGAAUGUAUUAAAAUAAACAAAAUGAAAGAAGCUCUUC
Messenger RNA from Cucumis sativus (cucumber), 1492 nucleotides. RefSeq lists its product as hypothetical. The transcript has 5 exons. Lineage: Eukaryota; Viridiplantae; Streptophyta; Magnoliopsida; Cucurbitales; Cucurbitaceae. Bases 107 to 1264 code for a protein of 385 amino acids. The record is from RefSeq and is a predicted model, not a curated record. Gene Ontology annotation, biological process: gravitropism; regulation of auxin polar transport.